CUAAAAAUGGCGAAGUGUGUGAUGUUGACUUCGUUUCACAAAUCUGUUUAAAUUCUAAUUUAUAAGUUCAAUGUGAAAUCGGUUAACUGUUUGUGGAAAAAAAUUGAGCACAAAAUCAUUCCUACAAAUUAUUAGAAUUUUUUUGCUACUGAUCAGCUGACAAUCAGCUUCAUCAGUGGAAAUGAAAGUCUGGGGUGCUCAUGGCGAAUUCUGCGCUCGACAUCAAUGGGAGGUGAUUGUAGCCACGUUAGCCUUACUAGCCUGUGCGGCCAGCGUUGAGAGACACAGUCCCGCCACGUCCCAACGCUGUGCGGGAUGGGCCAGAGCCUGUCCAGGGCUCGAAGCGGAAUAUCAAGCAGCUGACGCUGUGAUCAUGACUUUUGUUCGCUGUGCAGCCCUUCUAUACGCCUACUACCAAAUUUCAAACCUCCACAAAAUAGCAUCGAAGUACUUACUUAUCAUAGCUGGAGUGUUUUCCACAUUUGCAAGUUUCAUUUUCACUUCUGCAUUAGCUAGUUUGUUCUUCAGCGAACUGGCGGGUAUAAAAGAUGCACCGUUCCUGUUUUUAUUAGUUGCUGAUGUUGCAAGAGGAGCUAGAAUGGCGAAAGCUGGAUGGUCCGCUGGUGAAGAUCAGGGAAAAAGAGUUGGCAGAGCCCUGGCUUUGUUAGGACCUACAGCAACUUUGGACACUCUUCUUGCAGUCUUGCUAGUUGGAGUUGGAGCGUUAUCCGGAGUACCAAGACUGGAACAUAUGUGCACGUUUGCCUGUUUAGCUCUCUUAGUGGAUUAUUUAGUAUUUGUAACGUUUUACCCGGCGUGUUUGUCCCUUGUAGCUGAUUUCACAUCGGGACGUAAAGAUAUGACACCUGACGGUCCGUUCUCGGAAGCCGAAUUGAAACCGAAUCCAGUUGUCCAAAGAGUUAAGAUGAUCAUGGCUGCAGGUCUUCUCUGUGUACAUUUGACAAGUAGAUGGCCCUGGUCUUCUGAUUCUGGCAUCAUUGAAGGUCCAUUGAAUGACAACUUGACUCAAACUACACCAGAAAAUGUCUUAUUUAAUUCCUACCUAAAAUGGUUUUCAGUCAGUGCUGAUUAUAUUGUCAUAGCUACUUUAUUAUGUGCUUUGAUUAUCAAAUUUGUAUUUUUCGAAGAGCAGCGCAACUGGGUGAUUGAUAUGAAUGACAUGACAGUCAAAGAAGUUGUGGAAGACAAGCAAAAAGGCAAAAAACCAAUGUUUUCUAUCUCGGACGAGAUAAGUACUGACGCUGGAACUCAAACUGAAUAUCUCGACACAGAUAUGGAAUGGCUAACCUUAUCUCCCAGUUCUUCUGCUAACAAACUGAAUACUAAAAAACGUCCCUUGGCAGAAUGUUUAGAAAUCUAUCGCUCGGAAGAAUCCUGCACUUCCUUAAACGACGAAGAAGUCGUCAUGCUCGUCGAACAGUCACAUAUACCACUGCACAGACUUGAAAAUGUCCUAGAAGACCCAGUAAGAGGUGUCAGACUACGCCGUCGAGUAAUAUCUGCAAGAUUCGAAGUAGAAAAAGCUGUGAAACUUCUACCAUAUUUGAACUACGAUUACACGAAAGUUAUUGGCGCAUGUUGUGAAAAUGUCAUUGGCUAUGUUGGUGUACCGGUGGGCUAUGCAGGUCCUUUAGUCGUGGACGGUAAAGCGUACAUGAUACCAAUGGCCACUACUGAAGGGGCUUUAGUAGCUUCCACUAAUCGUGGAGCGAAAGCUAUAGGAAAUAGAGGUGUGACAAGUGUAGUCGAAGAUGUGGGAAUGACGAGGGCCCCAGCUGUCAGACUUCCCAACGUUGUCAGAGCCCACGAAUGUCGGCAAUGGUUAGAUGAUAAAGCCAACUACGAAGUUGUCAAAGAAGCGUUUGAUUCAACGUCCCGCUUUGCGAGGUUGCAAGAUAUACACAUUGGUGUUGAUGGACCAACCCUAUACUUGCGGUUUAGAGCUACAACUGGAGACGCUAUGGGCAUGAACAUGGUGUCGAAAGGUGCAGAAAACGCUCUAAGAGUCCUUAAAAGUUAUUUCCCGGAUAUGGAAGUUAUAAGUUUAUCUGGCAAUUAUUGUUCAGAUAAGAAGGCUGCCGCAAUCAAUUGGAUUAAAGGACGAGGUAAAAAGGUUGUCUGUGAGACCAUAAUUACGGCGGAAAGUUUGAAAAAUGUCUUCAAAACUGAUGCUAAAACUCUUGCAAGAUGUAAUAAAAUCAAAAAUCUAUCAGGCUCUGCUUUAGCUGGGUGUAUAGGGGGUAACAACUCUCACGCAGCAAAUAUGGUGACAGCAAUCUUCAUUGCAACAGGACAGGAUCCCGCGCAAAAUGUAACCAGCAGCAGUUGUUCCACAAGUAUGGAAGUAUGUGGUGACAAUUAUGAUGAUCUUUAUGUGACUUGCACGAUGCCAUGUUUGGAGGUUGGUACUAUUGGUGGGGGAACCGUUUUGACAGGACAGGGGGCGUGUUUAGAUAUCCUUGGAGUCAGGGGAGUAGGCGCAAGACCUGCUGAGAACUCAGCACGUCUUGCUUCCUUGAUUUGCUCUACAGUUUUGGCUGGGGAACUCAGUCUUAUGGCUGCUUUAGUCAAUUCUGACUUAGUGAAAUCCCAUAUGAGGCAUAAUAGGUCUAACGUAAACGUUCAGCUGUCAAAUAGCUACGUCCCUGAAACGGGGAUUACUUUGAAAGUGCCUAAAUCAUAACAUAUUUCAAUAUUUUUAAUAUUAAGGCCGAAUGGACGAGAAUUCUUUUACAAGAAACGAAAUUAUGUUCUUUAUCGAUGACGAGUAUAAAGGCUAAUAAAUUGAACCCGCAAUUGGUAGCGCUAAUAUUGACUUUGACAUCGACGUAGUGUUUGUAGAAUAUUUCUAUUUUUCGCACUUGAGUCUAAAACGUAUUAAACUUUACAGGGUGUUGCGAAGUUAUUCGAACUUGAAAAAGUUGUACCAGUAUAAAAGUAUUUGCAAAUAGAAAAAAGUAAGUCUUUGAGAAAAUAUAUUGUUAGUUAGUUGUGAAUAUUCAUUUUAAAAAAAGGAAACUUCGUGGAUCCUCUGUAUGGUUUUUAUUGACGAUAAUAUCUUAGUUUGACUCUUUAUUUACAAGGUUUUAUUUUAUUAUCUUUUUAUUGGCUCCCUGCGAUCAAACCUUGCGGCUAAAAAACGACCACAACACAACGGUCAAAACUUUGCAAAUAAGUCUGUCAUUACGUAUAGAUAAGAUUAGCCAAAUGUCUAUGCAUUGUUGCUAAUGCUCAUAGUGUAAUGUUGGCAUCCGACAUUUUGACGUAAAAUGUCGAGGGCCUCGGUUGACUAAAGAUCCCCAUUUAUAUAUAAACACAUGUAAGCUGAGUUGGUGUUAGUCAUCGAGUAUAUAACCAGAAAUAGAGACGAAAUUAGGGCCAUCCAUCCCUCACAACGCAUCAGGCAUGAAAUCGCAAAUUAGAAAUCUGAAAUAGUACAGCGCCAACAACUGACCUGACAUGUACGUCUCCGUAUGUUCCAAAAAUAUUCUGUAUUUAUUGUAAUAAAGAUAAUAUCUUUAACAAUGC
Molecule: messenger RNA, 3549 nt
Organism: Hyposmocoma kahamanoa
Lineage: Eukaryota; Metazoa; Arthropoda; Insecta; Lepidoptera; Cosmopterigidae
Gene: Hmgcr
Product: 3-hydroxy-3-methylglutaryl-coenzyme A reductase
Exons: 2
Coding region: 182-2704 (840 amino acids)
Biological process (GO): isoprenoid biosynthetic process; coenzyme A metabolic process; sterol biosynthetic process
Cellular component (GO): endoplasmic reticulum membrane; peroxisomal membrane
Molecular function (GO): protein binding; hydroxymethylglutaryl-CoA reductase (NADPH) activity
Source: RefSeq, a predicted model, not a curated record